Messenger RNA from Canariomyces notabilis, 1350 nucleotides. Its product is annotated as alpha/beta-hydrolase. The record is from RefSeq and is a predicted model, not a curated record. The transcript has a single exon. NCBI's taxonomy places the organism in Eukaryota, Fungi, Ascomycota, Sordariomycetes, Sordariales, Chaetomiaceae. Bases 145 to 1218 code for a protein of 357 amino acids.
ACUGCUAUAAAACUGCUUCUUGCCCUGGUGUAUGACAACGAUCAGGCUACUACAUGUUAGUCAGUCGUGACGCAUCUCUCCCGUCGCCAGGAACCUCAUAUCCUCACAACCCUUACCUUCACGAUCCUGUAAUCAUCGGACAAGAUGCUCGCCAUCCCCAACCCACGGUCUAUUCUCACCACCUGCCUUCUGCUCCUGACGCUAGGCAGUCAGACCCGCGCCGACGAUGCAGACCCCUUCAAACCCGAAAAACCCAUCAUGCUCCGGCAAUCCGGCGGCUUCACAAUAGGCGGCAAGAUCAUACAAGCCCCGUUCAACCCGAACAUGACCCUCUCCUGCGACCACGGUUACGUAGAGUACUUCCACCCCUGGCGGCCUCGCAAGACGAGCAUAGUCAUGUGGCACAGCUCGAGCACACAAACCUUCCAAAACCGCUGGGACGGCGGCGAGGGCUUCAAAGACAAGUUCCUGCGCCGCGACUACCCGGUCUACCUCUGGGACGGCCCCCGGGUGGGGCGCGCCAACUGGGCGUGCAACGUGACCUACUACGUGCCGGACUACCGGGAUCAGGGGAACUUUGCGGCGUGGAACUUUGGCCCGUCGUUCAAGAACUGGUGGCCGGGGGUGCAGUUCCCGACUGAGAAUGAGUAUGCGUGGCAGCAGGCGACGAGUUCGCGCUAUGUUGAGUAUGAUUCGGAGGCGAGUGUGCAUCUCGAGACUAAUGCCGCGGCUAUUGCGGCGGAUUCGGGGAAGUUGGGGAAGAGUAUUGUCUAUUUGGGCAACUCGGCCAGUGGGCUGCGCGCGCAGAUGACGGCUGUUAAGAGCAAUUCGACGAAUAUUAAGGGGAUUGUUUGUUAUGAGGGGUAUGGUUACGUCUUUCCGGACACGGCGGGGAUUCGGCCGGGGGCGGGGAAUAAUGCGUUUGGCCCGAUCAUUGUGCCGGAGGAGGAUUGGAAGAAGUUGACAAAGAUUCCGAUCCAGUUUUUGUGGGGGGAUAAUCGGGAUGAGAGUUUUACCUUUCUUAACCAGUCGAGGCAGGCGGCGGCGUUGAUCAACAAGCAUGGCGGCAACGCCGAGGUCAUACUGCUGGGGAAAGACAAGGGCCUGAAGGGGACUACCCAUAUCGCCUUUGCGGACAUGCACAACGAAAAGGUUGCUGACCUGCUCGAGGACUUUUUGAGAAAGAACAAGCUGAGUCGCUAUGAAAGGGAUGAGUGAAAUCUUUCAGGGGCUCCCGAUGAAGGACAAUUCCAUGUAGUGGGUGGACUACCUAAGGUAGUUUCUUACCCCUAUCUGCGGGUUAUCAAGAUACAUGACUCGGAUUGCCACUCAGAAUAGACCCUAGAGCUC